AUGCCUCACUUAAUCAAAUUAUUAAACACCACAAAUCUUAAUUGGUUACAAUCCUCAAAAUUUAGAUCUCUACGAAUCAUUAAUUCAAAUAUUGGCACUUAUGGAUGUGGUAAUAGAAGGACAAAGUUAAUCGCAUCAAUAUUACGUAAUAAUAGAUGUGGUAGCGUUCGCUUGUAUCAUGAUGAUGGCGCUUUUGGGUAUAGAAUCCCUAGAGUAUUUAGUAUGCCUGAUUAUACGCAGGAGGAAUUAUCAAAUAGAAUCGAAAAUGCAAAUUUACUAAGACUUGUUACUGCUUAUAGAACUCAUGGUCAUAGAUGUGCGUACAUUGAUCCUUUAGGAAUCAUGGAACGAGAAGAAGUUGUUGCUUUAGAUAAUACUCGAUAUGGGUUAACGGACCCUACGAAGGUUUAUAACUUGAUUGGAAUCCUGCAUGCAAACGAAUCAAAAACAUCUACGAAUUCAAAAGUUGAAGCAAAUCUCGGAUAUAUUAUUUCGCAUUUAAAAAAAGUUUAUUGUGGUAAAGUUGCUUACGAGUUUAUGCAUAUUCCAAAUGCAAGUGAAAGAAGAUGGUUUUAUUAUAUGAUAGAAUCUUUUAAUACUGUGUCGUUGACCCCUCAACAAAAACGGAGAAUCUUUGAAGUGCUAACUAGAUCGGAGGUAUUCGAUCAUUUUAUGGCAAAGAAAUUUCCUCAAGUCAAACGCUAUGGUCUAGAAGGUGCCGAAUCAAUGAUUGUGGCUUUAGAUAGACUAUUUGAAGUGUCCAAUAAAUCUGGAAUUGUCGAAGCUGUUUUAUGUAUGCCACAUAGGGGUCGUCUAAACCUAUUAACAGAUUUGCUACACUUUUCGCCAACAAGAUUGUUUCACAAAGUUAAAGGAAAUCCCGAGUUUCCUGAAGAGUUACCUGCUACUGGCGAUGUUCUGUCACAUCUAGCCAUCUCACCAACAUUGGAAUACGGUGGUGCAAAACCUAUUACUAUAUCAAUGCCACAUAAUCCUUCUCAUCUUGAGGCAGUAAAUCCAAUAGCAAUGGGAAAGGCACGUGCAAAACAAAUGGACCUUAUAAAAUCAGAAACCGAUUGUGACCUUGGAGAUCGUGUUAUGUGUAUACAAUUACAUGGUGAUGCGGCAUUUACAGGGCAGGGUACCAUAAUGGAAAGUUUUGGAUUAUCAAAUUUGCCACAUUUUUCUUCUGGUGGAUCGAUACAUAUUGUAGUGAAUAAUCAAUUGGGUUAUACAACUCCUGCGCAAAAUGCUAGAAGCAGUUGGUAUUGUAGUGACAUUGGAAAAAUGAUUAACGCUCCUGUAAUUCAUGUUAAUGGUGAUUUUCCUGAGGAAGUAACUCGAGCUAUUGAUAUGGCAUUUGAGUAUAGAAAUAAAUUUCGAAAAGAUGUUAUCAUAGACUUGAUAAGUUACCGUCGAUGGGGGCAUAAUGAACUUGAUGAACCUGCAUUUACACAGCCAUUGAUGUACAACAAUAUAAGGUCAAGAAAGAGUGUACCAAAGUUGUAUGAAGAAAAGCUAUUGACGGAAGAAUCGAUUCUUUCAGAGAGUGACAUUUCAGAAUUCAGGAAGAAUUAUUUUAAUACUUUGGAAGAACAUUAUAAAAUUAGUGAUACAUAUAAACCAGAAGCGGAUAUGCUAAAAAAGAAAUGGAAUGGACUUAUUAUGCCAACUGAAACUGUUACUAAAAUGGACACAGGUGUUUCAAGAGAAAUUUUAGAAAAGAUUGGAAAGACAUCUGCAGUUCAUCCAAGAUUAAAAAAAUUUCAUAUUCAAUCAAGAUUGCAAAAAAUUUCUACAGGAAAGAAUAUUGAUUGGGCUACAGCAGAGGCGUUGGCACUUGGAUCAUUAAUGUUAGAAGGGCAUAAUGUAAGAUUAUGUGGUCAAGAUGUUGGUCGAGGAACGUUUAGUCAACGUCAUGCAAUGAUUGUGUGUCAAGAUACAGAAAAAAUUGUUGUGCCAUUGAAUAAUUUAGCACCUGAUCAAGGAAUGUUCGAGGCAUGUUUUAGAUCAAUUGAAUUGGCUGUUGUAGGAUUUGAGUAUGGAAUGUCAUAUGAAUCUCCACACAAUCUUAUUAUCUGGGAAGCCCAAUUUGGGGACUUUUUCAAUGGAGCACAAGUUAUUAUUGACACUUACAUUUCUAGCGGUGAAUUAAAAUGGUUGAGACAGUCUGGGCUUGUGAUGCUUUUGCCACAUGGUUAUGAUGGUGCAGGACCUGAACAUUCUAGUUGUAGGAUUGAAAGGUUUGAUAUCUUAGAUGAAAGUAUACCUAACAAUCCAAAUAUGCAUAUUGUGAACCCAACAACACCUGCACAAUAUUUCCACGUUUUAAGAAGACAGAUGAAAAGAGACUUUAGAAAACCGCUAAUAAUAGCUACACCAAAACUAUUACUAAGAUCACCUGUGGCAGUAUCUAAUUUUGAAGAUAUGUUACAUGGAACUACGUUUUUACCUAUUAUUGGAAAUAAAUCCGUUGAUGAUGAUAAUAAGGUUGAGAAAAUUGUAUUUGUAUCAGGAAAAAUAUAUUACGAUUUAAUUAAAGAAAGGCAGAAUAAGAAAAUUGAAGAUAAAGAGUUAUGCCCAUUUCCAAAAUCUGAUAUCGAAGAAGAAUUAAAAAAAUAUACCAAUGCUAAAGAGUUCAUUUGGUGUCAAGAAGAACCACAAAAUAACGGUGCUUAUACAUUUGUUGAACCAAGAUUAAGGCAGUUAUUGUCAUCCAAACAAGAGUUAAAGUAUAUAGGAAGACCACCAAGCGCUGCACCCGCAGUUGGUAUUUCGAAAUGGCACAAUGCGGAAAUUAAAAAGAUUUUAGAAAAC
Molecule: messenger RNA, 2817 nt
Organism: Cetraspora pellucida
Lineage: Eukaryota; Fungi; Glomeromycota; Glomeromycetes; Diversisporales; Gigasporaceae
Source: the annotation of a GenBank genome assembly